UGGUCUGGGAAACUUGUCGAGACCCUUUUUUCACGAGGACAUCAUUUAACACGAUUUGCAGGUAAGUACUUUUGAAAUUAUUGUUGACAUGAACAGAGAUAUAUAUAGAAGAAACACUUUGUUUAAAGAAGAAUCUGCCAUUAUUUGCGGGUACGGUGGGUCAGGAAAGUCCGCAUGACUGAAUGGAGACUCAAGUCAUUCCCUGACUGUUCGGUCGUUUCCUUAAUUUGGCAAGUUAGGUCAGUUACGUACAUCCGAGACCAAGGGAUCAGAUAGAGCACUGAGGUUACACCAUAUUUAAGAUUUCAGUUCAGUUCUGGUUCUUGCUUAUCACAAGUAAAAUGGUUAUAGCUGAAGACCAAAAAAAUUUUAUCCAUGUAAGGAUACAGCUGACUGCAUUUAAGAACCGGAGCAAUGCCUUCGGAUGGCCAUCUAUUUCAACUAAGGCUUGUAAGGAGUUUUUUCAGCGGUACAUGUACGCCGCUGGAGAACAAAGAUACGUUUUUAAUUAUUUCGUGUAUAUAAGAACUAUAACUGCCGCGCAGUUGUUCAGCAUUUUACCCGUGGUUUGAGAGUCCUUCAACGGUAGUCGUGUUGGCAUUUCUUCAAUUAUUCAAAUUAAAAAAUGCAAAUUCGAGAAGAAUGCAUCAACACUAAAAACGAGCUCGCACUGCAUUUGAAAUGAAAACGUUUCACUGAGGCAAUUUUAAAAAAUACAUAUAGUACUCUAAAAAGCUAUAACCUCAAGAUUAAUACCACUUCCAACGUCAAGGCCGAUUUACAUGGUACAAUUUUGGGGCUUGCUUCAUGCGUAAGAUGUAUCAACAAGGCGAAUUAAUGUACCGUAAAACCAAACCUAGGAAACACGAAAACAUGUGAAUGGGGGUGAAACGCACCCCUGAGCUCUUUUUGUUAUAUCUAAAAGGCUUCUUUGACGAAAACAGCGAUUAAACCGAAAUUCGACGAUAGAUUUUCUUUCUAUAAGAUUAUAUUUUAUAAGAAUGUCGAGGCUGAAAUUUGCAAAAUCUUAAGAAUAUGAUAAGAAUAAAAAAAAGGAUGAAAAGUUCACGACGGACGAGGAAAAACAAAAUGAUUCGAGUCAUCAGGGCUUUCUCAUAAGACAGAGUCAGUAAACCGUGUUGGUUUUUUUUAGGGUUGGUUUUCUCUGUCCGAUCUACACCCUUGCGUUUGUUUUAACAGUAAGUUAUAGAAUAUAAGCCAAUUCUUUAUUUUCGAGUCCUCAACUGAGUAAAGUACACUUUGUUUAUGGGAGGACUGCAUGCACUCUUUUUUUAAUAUGAGAAUGUUAUUUUUCCGGCCUAGGCCUAAUAUUCUUAUUUUGUCUGCCGAUCUUAGGCUGAAAAUAUUCUUGUUUUAUUCUUAAAGUAAAGGUGAGGACAUAUACUGUCCAUAAGCAAUACAUGUACCGUUCAUCGAACCGUUAACUGCCAACUAUUCAUCCACAGGGAGCUCACAUAAUCUGUCCACAAUCUGUUUGUGUAACCGAUGUAAUUUUAUACUGUAAUUGUACUGGAUUCACCGUUUGUUUUAUCUGUAGCGGUACAUAUUCGCAAAAUAUGUGCAAGGACCAGUGCUAAAUAAACGUUGUGUUAAAUUACCAACGGUAAAUUUUGCCUCACGGAAGUUGUAUUUUGAGCAGUUUUGAAGGAUUUUAAGUUCGCUGCUUUUCCUCUUAAUAAAUGGACAAGGGUGAAUCAAUUUUUUAAACGGCUCCAGCGCCGGAGCGAGUUCUCCCAGAAAAGCGCAUCACUCCGCUUUCAAACCACGCAGCAGAAAGGGCGAAAGAUUCACGCUUCUUCUCGUACGUUUCGAUCGAAAAUCCAUCCAAAAGGCCCGGAGCUAGCCCUCGAAGAAAAUUAAAAUCCCCCAAUUUUUUGACGGUCAAAAUGCGUACGGCGUACGGCAGUAGUACGAUCUGGUUUGAUAUGAAUUUGAUUCAUAUGUUAUAAUGUGCGUUUGUGCGUUAGAAUUAUCAUAGAAACAUUUUUCAAAAAAGUUGUUUAAACCGUUUAUUUUUCUCUAUCUCUUGUUUUCGGCAACCGCUACUUUAUUCAACUGAAAUAUAUUCAACGUCUGAAACCAUGUCAUGCUAGAGUCGUGUUAGAGUAGUCGUGCUACUGUACGUUGAGUCAGAAUAGCUCUGCAGUAGUACCACCUUUCAAAUGGGCCUAAAAUAGGUAAUUUUGCGCCAUUUUCAUGUUUUUUGUUCUUGUUUUUAGAUUUAUGCACCCGAAAAAUGGCAAAGACAAGUUACAGAAGGGUCAGCAGUACUGCCCAGGUGGAAAAUGUCAGCUUUCUCUCCACGUUUUUAUUCCGAUGGAUGAACGAUGUUCUGAAGUCUGGAAAUGAACGGGCUAUCGAUGAAAAUGAUCUUUUAUCUCUUAACGAAGAAUGCACCGCGUGCUUUUUGAUAGAGCAGCUUCAAUCGAAAUGGACAGAUGAAACAGCUAACAGCAAAAGGCAUGAUAAACAACCAAAACUUUGGAAAAGUGUGUUGAAGAUGCUCACCACCAGGGAAGCAACGAUCCUCUUUGUAACUGUCACAGUGCCUCUAUUUUGUCGCGUUCUCCAACCAUUACUUCUUGGAUAUCUCGUGAAAUCUCUGAUGAUGGCAGAACUACAGCAUCAUUUUCUCCUCUAUGGCUGUGCUUUAGCACUCGGGAUCAAUGAAUUAAUCGGUUCUGUCUGUUGGCACCAAUUUGCCUAUCGCUGUGAGGUCUUUGGUAUCAGAAUUAGCAGCGCCAUUAAAGGAUUAGUUUAUAUGAAGGUAACGAAAGAAAAAAUAUCAGGUGACAAGCAAGGACCAGCCUUAAGGCAUAUUUACAGCACUUAGCCCCGCGCAAAUAGACGCAACAUUUUUGGCCAAUAACUUCCAACAUUGUUGGGUGUUGCAUGUUGCGUCCGUUUGCACGCCCUGUUGCAUGUUGUUGCGUUUUGUUGGAAUUUGUUGCGUUCGUUUGCACGUAGCUUUCUAUUUCCUUCACUUUUACCUCAUUCUUCCUAGUUUGCAUUUUUUUUCUCAGGUUCAUCCUGACAGAUUCUUUUACUAGAGAAUCACUCUUUUCUCUCUGAGAAGCAGAUCACCGAACUCCCUUAAAUGCUAAAUGUUAUCGUCAAGAUUCAACAUGAGCCUUUUUAUCAUUCUGUCAAUCACAAAUGUGACGUCGUCGACGGUUAAUAAGAACCACCCCCUCUAGGGGUUGGGUAGCCUGCGAAAACAUCCGUUUCUCCUCGCUCUUCGCCGCUGGAGACGUUUCGCUUGGAGGAACGUCUGCGACUCAGCGACAGAAAUUCCAUACUGAUGACGCAAAUCAAUGUUUACAUUAUAAAUCCAGUAGUCAUGAGGUUCCAAAUAUAAAUUUGACCAAUUUUAUGUGUCUUCUGGUCCAUUUUGGUGGAGUGUUGUGUUCAUCUGCCAACGAGCUCCAGCAAAACUCAAAUGCUUUCUCAAAAGAAGACUAUAUUCCACAAAUAUUGGCUGUUUUGUUUGAGAUUCUUCGCGUUUAGAUUUAACCUUUGUGGCCUUUUGUCUUUUGUCUGUCAUUCGUAAACAAUAGCUAAAACAAGGUAGCUACUCCGUUGACCAAUAAGCGCUUCUGAUCGGAUUCCGGACAGAUUCUACGUCAUCAGUAUGGAAUUUCUGUCGCUGAGUCGAAGACGUUCCUCCGCGCGAAACGUCCCCAACGGCGAAGAGCGAGGAGAAACGAAUGUUCUCGCAGGCUAGGGGUUGGGGAUUGAUGUGACCACGCCCCACUCUUCGCUUUGUUUAGUUUUAUGUUUUGUUUGCUUGUUUUAAUUUAAGGUCUAAUAAGUAAUCAACAAUCGAUGAUUUGGUUAAUUUUCGAUCUUUGACCAUGUAACCUUCUUUUAUUGCUUCCGCAGAGUAUUUACGAGGAAUACAUGAUUUUUUUUUUUGCAGACUCUUCUGCUAAGCAAGGAUUCAUUGCUGAGGAUUUCAACUGGCCGCGUCAUAGACCUCGUAUCGAACGAUGUUCAGCGACUGGAAGGCGAAACUUUCUGGGCAUUGUUCAAUGCAGCUCCCUUCUUUUUAGAGUUUUUAAUAUUAGCAUUUUUAGCUGUCUAUUUCAUCGGAUGGCAGGUUAUGGUGGGAUUUAUCUUCUUGUGUAUUCUUCUGCCAUGCUUUAGUGGAUUGUCCCAUGGUGGAGCUGUACUGCGCCUGCGAACAGCAUCGGUUUCUGACCGCCGCAUCUCGUUGAUCAACCAGGUUGUGUCUGGGAUCCGCGCCAUCAAAACGAACGCAUGGGAAGAUGAAUAUAGAAAAAAGAUAAAGAACGUACGGAGGUAAGGAAAAUGGCGACCAGGGCUACCACUGAGCUAUUUCUUUCGAUCAAUAUGCCGUCUUUUUCCUGGCAACCUUUUUUUAGUCCUGUUUUGUUUUUUAGCCCGAUUUAAGGUAAUCCAGAUUCAGAAAUCCAAGAAAUUCAUUUUUUUAAAAUCUGGAAUUCAAGCUCCACUGACAACUGAAGGAAUCCAGAAUCCACAAUUGUGUGCCGGAGAAUCCAAGAUUGUUUGGGGUUACCUUGCAUGGGGCGAGUUUUUGUUUCUGCAAUAAAGCCAAUUGCUGCUGUUUAACCUGCAGCCUUCAGUGAUAUCGGUAUGGGUGAAAUGCUGGCUUUCCAUCCUUUGAUCCUGAACACUGUUCUGUCGUACUUUGUAAUUAUAAUCGUCGCAAUUUGUAAUACCUGUGGCACUUUGUGAUAACACUUGUCGCACUUUGUAAUAACAGACCAUAGCACUUUGUAAUGAAAUAAGCCGUAGCACUAUGUAAUAAACUUGAAAUGGAUGGUUGGAGGACAAGUAAACCCACUAAUAACUAUCAUAAUCGACACCACCAACAACAAUAAUUACUAUGAUAAACAUAGUUUAUUGGGCGAAACAAUGGCUUUACACAAAUUUGCUCCUUGCAAAUAUCUCGCAAAUAUGAAAAUACUGAGGAGUAAAUAUAUGGCCAAGAUGGUAAAUUCCAAAGUUUGCAUACCAAAAAACAGGGGUUGUCAAUAUAAAUAACUAGGCAAAUGUGGCAUUUACCGUGUUUGCAAUAUGUUUACUCCUCGGUAUUUGCCGACAAAUUUGCAAUGAGCAAAUUUGUGCAAAUCCAGUUUUUCGUCCCGUGAUGCAUGAGGAUGUUCAUGCCAGUCUCAAACGUAUUAGUUUCUUUUCUAGCCAACGAGUAGGGAUUUUAUAGUCGAAACACAAGCUAAGAAAGAGCAAAGAAACACAAAUAAUUGCCAAGUAGAUGCCUCCCAGCUCCAUGUCAUAGUGUCUACCUAGUUGAGAGAACGGAUAGGUUUUAGGUGUGGCUGCUGGUUAUUGUUGACUUUUUGUGAUUGCUUAAUUAUAAUUUCUUUUUCCUCUCACCUUCAGCUGCAUCCUCGUCCAUUUUUAAAGCCUCAUUUAGCAUCAUUAUUAUAUCAGUAUCAAUGAUAACAGAAGCGGGCUCUAAAACAACAAUCACGAAUAGUAUCGAAACAGGAACUAAUAUCAAUAAGAAAAAAUAAGUGUUUGACAUCUCAUGUCUGUUUUCUUUAAAGCGAUGAAAUCCGUUGGAUCCGUAAGAAAAGUGGCAUUCUGUCGUGCUUUGCUGCUGUGGAAUACAUUUCAACACCAAUGGCGUCCCUGGUGACUGUUAUCACUCUUGUUCUAACUGGGCAGCCCCUAACACCAGUUACCGUCUUCAUGUUACUCUCCUUUAUCAAUCUGCUAAGAAUGAGCGUCAGUAUGGGUUUAUCUAAUUUUUUCCUCCUUUCAUACGAUGCUUACGUCUCACUCAGUAGAAUACAGGACUUCCUUCAUUUGACUAAUCUACCACCAGCAAACGCCACGGAAAAUCAGAGAGAAGAAACUGAAAAAGUGAUUUUUCCUUCCAUCGUAGCAGAACUAACAGAACCAACUAUCUUACGAGUCAGAAACUUAACGAUACACCGACAGCUUGAUCAGAAGGAUGAGUCCGUUUUGCAAGGUAUCAGUUUCACAACUAGAGAGGGAAGUUUAAUAGCUAUAACAGGACCCGUGGGCAGUGGCAAAUCUACUCUUCUGUCAGCAAUUGCUGGGGAAAUAGCAGACAAAAACGGAGCCAUAACCUGCAAAGGAACUGUUGUUUAUGUGCCACAGAUUGCUUGGAUAUUCUCUGGAACUAUUAGAGAAAACAUUUUGUUUGGCGAACAGUACGAAAAAUCCAAGUACGACAGAGUCAUUGAAGCUUGCGCUUUGACCCAAGACAUUCAGGGUUUCCCAGAUUGUGACCAGACAAUUGUUGGAGAGCGUGGUGCGGUUCUAAGUGGAGGCCAGCGGGCAAGAGUAAACUUGGCACGCGCUGUCUACACCGAAGCAGACCUUUACUUGUUAGAUGAUCCCUUAACUGCUGUAGACUUUAAAGUUGGCCAUCACAUCUUUAUUGAAUGCAUCAAAGGCUUACUGGGAGAGAAAACCCGGUUGAUAACUUCCCAUCAAGAAAGGAUCAUGCGCGAAGCCGAUGACGUUAUUGUAUUAUCUAAAGGCCGGAUGGUGGGUAAGGGAAGUUUCACUGAGCUGAAAGAAAAUGGUAUUCUGAAUACAACUGUCGAUUCGCUGUAUGAGCAAGUGAAAGAAUCUGAUAAUGGCAUUGGAAAAGAAAGUGAGCAGGACGAUCAAAUUUCUGACUUGAGAGGUGCAACGGCACCGCAUAACGUCGACGGCCUGCAGCUAUCGGAAGAAGAUCGAGCUAUCGGCGUGGUAUCACCUAAACUUUACUGGAACUACUUCAGAAGCGGAGUACCUUUGCUGGUUAUCAUCGCAGGAAUUUGCUUCUGUUUUAUCACUCAAGGUAACGUGCAGAUUGUUGACUAAUUGACACACACAUCUCCAACGCGGCUUGCAACUUUAAGAACAUAAAACUGCCUGAGUUAUUCAAAUGCAGAACAAUUAUUUUAUGGAUAAAAUGUCCUUAAAUUCUGUUCUAAAAAGUUUAAAAUAAUAUUAGAGGUUUAUCAGAUGACUUUGAAUAGCCAAAAGAUAUCUAUCGCUAUUUUCUAUAUGUGCUGAAAAAAUGAUUAUAGGAGGAAUACCUUCAAUUAGCUUUCACUAUUAUAGGCGGAAUACCUUGAAUUGGCCUUCAUGAUUUUUUAUGGUCAUUAAUGUACCACUCAUAAAACAAGCUCCCCAUUCCCUCUAUUGGCGAAUUACCUGUGAUUUACCGACUGCUGCUUAUACAUUCGUGAUUCACCCUUUUAUGUGAUUAAGAUGAUUUUGUUAAGAGGUUUCUUAUGUUGUUCUUCUCCUGCCUUCUGUUUAGCAAUCUUGGUUUCCUGCGAUGUUUGGCUGUCGUUCUUGACGACAAUGCGUUUGGAGGAUCUGCGAAAUAAGAAAAACCUUAUCAUCUUUGGCUCUCUUGUUGGGGCAUCGUUCAUACUUCUCGUCGUUCGAGCGUUUGGCGUCUAUUUGGCAUUGUUAAGAUGUUCUGAGCGACUCCAUGAUAAAAUGGUUGUGGCUAUUCUACAAGCACCGGUCUUUUUCUUUGAUUCAAAUCCCGUAGGACGAAUCAUGAAUAGGUUCUCUAAAGAUGUAGGCUGCAUGGAUGAACUACUACCCGAAACAUUUUUGAAAUCCAUCCAGCUGAUUUUGGUAAUGUUGACGUCUGUCCUUCUACCAACUGCCGCAAAUCCUUGGAUUCUGCUUGCUAUUGUGCCAAUGACUGUGUUGACCGCUUUCAUUUCAAGAUACUACUUAAGGACAUCCAGGGAGCUACAAAGGCUGGAAUCCAUUUGUCGUAGUCCUGUUUAUUCUCACUUUUCAGAGACGCUUGAUGGACUCGAGACUAUUCGGACAAGGAAAAGGGAGAAAGAUUUCGUGGAUAAGUUUUGCAGGUAACCACUACUAGAAUAAGUUUCAACUAUAAUAGUUAUUUGUUGCCAGAUUCCGGAGACUUUCAUGACUGCCUCUUGCGAAAGAUAAAGCGCCAGAGUAACGCUUGCAGUUUUUUGCCGGUUCGUCUCCUGGGCGGAGAAGUUGCCAAUGUCAGUUUAUAGGAACUCGUUCACAACAAUGUCUUUUUAAAGACCUUAACAUUUUAACAUUUGAAUUUGCAUUUGUUAAUUGCGAAAUGCCAAUUUUGUUUGUUUUUUAGUUAUCAAGAUGUUCAUACCCAGUCGUUUAUCAUGGUAGUUGCCAGUAACCGUUGGCUCGGUGUUCGCUUAGAUUUUCUCUCCGCUCUGUUGAUUGGUGUAGUGGCUCUCGCUGCGAUUUUGGUGUCUCAAGAUGCUGGUAAAUAUAAUUUCAUUUUAUUAAAGCGGAAAACGAAAACACAUGUUUAAAUGGGUGACUUGAUUUCUUACGCUUAAUAAGUUUAAUAGAGAGGACCACUCAUCUUUUACAUGUGCAAGCGGUGCCUGUUAAUGUGCCACUGCUGAAGAUAGAUAUCAUCUGAUGACAACAAUAAGAAAAAUAAAAAUAAGAUUUAUUGCUAGAUAUUGCGCAAACUAAUAACAUAUUAAAACAUGGUCAAAUGCGAAUUACAAUACGUCUGUUGCAUCUAAGCGUGUACACGUGAGGAAAAAACAUGUUCUAACUGGGUACAAACAUGACAUGUUGCGACGUUUUGAGUAGGGGACUGUUGUCGACUUGAUUUGUUUUCGCUCAACAAAAUACUCUUUGCAAGAAUAUUUAGACGAUAAGAAUAAUUUCUGGAGGCAAAUGUGCUGUUUCUGAGCGAGAAAUAAAAAUGCCUGAAAGUUGAGGAAAAUGAAACAUAAGUGGAACGCGCUGAUCAAAAACUUAUAAAGAACUUACCUUAAGCGCGACAAUUUCCUUUAACGGCUGUCAAACUUCAAAUGUUUGGCAGCAAAAGACGUCCUGUCUGGCACCCUAUUAGAACAUGUUUUUUUGUCUCGUGUCCACGCUUAGAUGCAACCGACGGUAAUCCUAUUACCGGGGGGGGGGUACUUGAUAUAUCCUUGGGUGGGGAGGUGUGGCUGGGCCUCUCAUACCCUGACCCUGUUUAAGACAAAAAUCGCUGAUUUUCCCACCCUGUUUAAGACAGAAUUCCAAUUUUUGAUACCCUGUUUAAGACAUUUAACCCGAAACCAUACCCUGUGUAAGACAACAAUGAAUAUCGAAACUCUUUCUAAUUUAAUCCAUUGGCAAUCACAAAACUAUUUAAAAAGAUACCCUAUUUAAGACAAAAAUUGAUAAAAUCGGUACCCUGUUUAAGACAAAAAUCCCGAAAAACAUACCCUGGCUGGCCGCACGUCCCCAUUAAGCCCUUAUAAGGGAGUAACCCCCAGGAUCCUAUUACUAACAAAGCUGAGCAAAAGUAGAUAUAUAUAUGUACAUUAUUGAAUGUACCGAAUAAUUACAUGAAUAAUAUUAAAUAAAUACUGAAUGAAUUGCUCUUUCCUUAUUUACACCAAGUUAGUCAAAUAAACAAUUACAACGAAAAGAAAAUGGAUAUUUUUCACAGACGUCACACCCAAAAUCACUGAGGUCCACUGGAAGCGAGGCAGAAGCUAGAGUAGUUUAGGCCUUAGAGUGGUUGUCAUUUGAGUGUCGAAAAGUAAUUGGUUUUGCACUUUCUACACGAUGCGAUUGGCUUAAAAGAUUCGCGCCACCUUUUCAUCCAAUCAGAAGUAAAACCAAAGCCAAUUGUGACACGCUCGCAUGCAUUUUCCCGCGCUUUGCGUCAGCCACAUGUAAUUACUUCGAGUUUUGAUUGGUUCAAUGUAUUGUCUGUGUCCUAUGUGAUUGGCCAGAGUAAUUACUUUGGUUUUGGUUUUACGACACUCAAACGAAAACCACUCUAUACGAUAACACAGGUAUAUAGAUUUAGCCAAGGCUUAAGGCGAAGCUCCUGUUGAUAAAUUUAUGAUUAACUUAGUUCAGCAAUAAACAAUCGGUCACAGACAAACACAUGUAAACAAUAGAGAUGGCCUUUCCCUCCUGGACGUCGCAUUUAAGUCCGUCGAAUUAAAUAACAAGCGGUUUAGUGAACUUUUAUGAUGUAUUCUAAUACAUUGAGCUCUGCACGGCAGUAGCACGACGUUUGAAACAGACCUUUUGUUUGCUGCACAUGCAGGGUCAGCUUAUGGGCUAUAACAUCACAUCUAAUGAUGAUACGUUUCAUCAAUUUGCGUUUCAGUUUUCGCUGGUCUUGCACUUGUUUACGUAGUGCAGUCUGUAACUCUGACACACUACACUGUCCGGAAAUCAUCCAAGGUCGAAAAUUUAAUGACGUCAGUGGAGCGAGUUAUGACCUACACCGAGGUUGAAUCUGAGCCUGGAUACCAAGUGAAACAGAAUGCCCCGAAAAUGUGGCCUGAUGAAGGAAAUAUAGCAUUCAAAAACGUAUACCUGACUUACUAUCCGGGGGGUCCCCAAAGUCUAAAGGAUAUCACAGUUAGCAUCAAUGGAGGAGCUAAAAUUGGCAUUGUGGGCCGCACUGGCGCAGGGAAAUCUUCUUUUGUGGCAGCACUAUUGCGCAUGCCUGAAGCUGACGGAGAUAUAUUGAUUGAUAAUGUCAGUAUAAGGAGUCUCAGCCUUCAAGAAUCUCGGCGAGCAAUAAACGUUCUUGGCCAAAAUCCUGCUCUUUUUAGCGGAUCGGUAAGAAGAAAUCUUGAUCUGAUUGGACAAUUUCAAGACGCAGAACUUUGGCGAGUUCUAGAGCAGGUGCAAGUGAAAAAUCUUGUAGAGAAAUUGGAAGGUCAGUUAGAUCAUGAAUUGCUGGAGCACGGUGCAAAUUUAAGUGUUGGAGAACGGCAACUUAUUUGCUUGGCUCGCGUUCUGUUGCACCAAAAGAAAAUCGUCAUCUUGGAUGAGCCAACUGCACACGUUGAUCCAGACACAGAACAAACAAUCUGGAAGACAGUGCGUGAGAAGCUGAAGGAUUCCACGAUUAUAACUAUAGCACAUCGUUUAGACACAGUAAGAGACUGUGACAAGAUUUUAGUUUUGAGAAAUGGAGAAGUUGAUGGGUUUGAUAGAUUUGAUAUCAUUAUGAAAGCGAAGAAAGCACUUCGAGUUUAA
Porites evermanni is the source of this 11034-nucleotide messenger RNA. The record is from the annotation of a GenBank genome assembly. Lineage: Eukaryota; Metazoa; Cnidaria; Anthozoa; Scleractinia; Poritidae.